This is a messenger RNA of Mesorhabditis belari, 1386 nucleotides long. Lineage: Eukaryota; Metazoa; Nematoda; Chromadorea; Rhabditida; Rhabditidae. The record is from the annotation of a GenBank genome assembly.
AUGCCACUGUUUCCCUAUCCGUUUCUGCCCAGUCUUUUGCAAGAUUCCGUGCUGAGAUCCGUCCAUUUCUCGGACUCAUUCAACGCAUUACGAAUCGACAAACGAUCCCGUCAAUUCUAUUUGAGAAAAGGAAUUCUACCUUCACGCAUUCACGAGAUCGAGAUUGACAUCAACUAUUAUCAUUACCGAUACAGUAAUGUAGUAAUUUCUUUUGGUUUAGGGGAUUCCCUCUGCUUAAGGGCCCGACCUUUAUCGCUCACUUCUUCAUGGUUCGCUCCGGAAUCGCUUUAUGGCCCCAAUCGGAUCUGCAUUCGAAACAAGAAAAAAGAUCGGUAUGCUCAUGUAUCAAGCAGCGAUUUUGUGGUCGAUUGGUCUCUUUUCUCGGUUCUCUCGAAAAUCACCACAUGCAAAUUGCUAAGAGUCAAGCUUUCUCCAAUAGAAAGAAAGAAAGAUGAGAACAUUUCCUGUAUGGAAUAUCUCUUCAGAGAGAAUCAACUCCUCUCGAGUCUUCAACUAGUGGCCAAGCUGAUUGUCUGUGGAAGAGAUUCUAAGGCAGCUAUGGGCGCUAAAGAGCUUCUAAAGGACUUUCUACAUCCAACUGUCGAAGAAGAAUUGAAAAUAAGCAAAGAAAUUGUUCUCAAGGAGAGAGAUUACAGAGAAAUACUCUCAAAGGAAGCUUUCAGUCGAGCCAAGUGUCUUCAUUUCAGUGAUUCUCUCCCACUCGCGGCUCUUUCCAUAAAGAAUCCCCAGUUUUACACACUCCGAUGCUACUCGAAAGAGAAAUUUCUGGAAGCUGUUCAGAAAGUUUACGAUGAGAAUUUCAUUCCCAUAUCCGAGGAAGCGAUUUUGUUAAUUUCGGUCGCCAAAUCUGUAAUUGGCGACUUAAGUCUCACGGAUCUCCUCAAAAAUGUUUAUGACGCCGAGUGGAUCGAUCCAAAGAGCGGUUUUUCAAAGAAACUAAACAAUUUGGAGUCAGUGGACGGCGAGAGUCCUCCAAUGAAAGGAAAUCCGUCCUCGUUUCAGGCAAUCGAAGAGAAGAUCAUGAGCAACCGUUUCUUGUUUUCUGUCUCGGAGCGGAAGGCCACCGGUGUUGAGUAUUUCCGCGUGAAGAGCCUAAUGUUCCUCACCGAGUUCUACUGCUUGAAAGCCGUUCAACAGAAACAAGCAGGCACAUUGCAGAAAUGUGAAGACGAUUUAAACACAAAUAUCGCAAAUGGAGUCCCCGUUUGCCAAGCCUAUGACACAUAUAUCUCAGGUUAUUCGGUUGUCUUCACGAAUGGUUGCAACUACAAUACCGGCGUUUUCUACUGUAAUAUCUUGAAGGUGGCAUUGGACUCUGUCUACAACGCUUUCGACACACAGCUCACCCCGUGUCCUGAUUAUCAU